GUAAACAUUUCAAGAUGACAUUAGGCGCUUGUUAUUAUUUUUAGAUAAAAAAUGAUUUAGUUUUUAAGAGUUUUCUAAAUGAACUUUACAAAAUUGAGUUACGAAUUGUAUUCAAAAACAAUUGACUGAAACUUUGUGAUAAUCAACACGAUGUGAAUUAACUAGUUUUUAUUUAAAUUCCUACAUUAAGUAUACUUUUAUUAGAAUUUCUUAAAAUGCUAGGGAAUCUCUUUUUUCCUUCUUCCCGGGCUUUCGAUUGAAUAAUUGACGUGUUCGUGGGUAAUGGGUACGCAUGCGUCGUCAGAUCAGCGAGAAGUGAGCUACGAUAUUGCCUCAAAGUCUGCACUGCGAGAACAGCAGUCUAGAAUAGCUGUCGUCGCCGCAGGGAUCAGUCGACUCCUAGUGAAUCACUUCAUAGUGCAUUUUCGAUCAAGUUUGCAUAGAAUACUUCUUGCUUGCCGAAAGAAAAGUCACGGAGCCUUCUUUACUAAGUUAGCAUGCAUCGUGGCCAGCUGAAUGGCAGUUCAUACUCUGCCUUGGGCAAGGUGUACAAUGACACAACUCUUCCUAACAAUAAGGGGGGUUAUAAGAAAAUUCUUCACUUUGGUGGAUCUGCAAAGAAGAAGUUAGGACCAUUAUUCUAUAGAAAGAAUUGUGAAAUGAGCGAACCAUUAACCGAAAAUCCUAUCUUGGACCUGGAGAACAAUCACUUGAAGAUGCCUUCUCUUAACGCUGAAGAAACUGCUCUACUCAGCAUGGACGACAUUGAGCUGAAGAACAUUCAGCUGCAGUUCCCUAACGCGCGUCGCUUCAGCGGCGAGGGCGGGUGCGUCGAGGUGCGCGUGCGCACCGACCGCGGCGACAUUCUCGUGGCGGUGCAGGGCGACCGCAACAAGCCCGCUAUCAUCACCUACCAUGACAUCGGGAUGAACUACGUCUGUUUCCAAACUUUCUUUAACUACGUUGAUAUGCGCGCGCUGCUUGAGAACUUUUGCGUGUACCACAUAAAUGCACCGGGCCAAGAGGAGGGCGCGCCUUCCCUGCCUGAGGAUUACCUCUACCCAACAAUGGAUGAGUUGGCGAACCAGAUUAACUACGUGCUGGGCCACUUCGGCAUCAAGACUUUCAUCGCCUUCGGCGUCGGCGCAGGCGCGAACAUCCUCGCUAGAUUCGCCCUCGUUCACCCGCAAAAGGUGGAUGCUUUGACCCUGAUCAACUGCACUUCAAGCCAGGCCGGGUGGAUUGAGUGGGCCUACCAGAAGAUGAACUCCCGCUCGCUGCGCGCCCGCGGCAUGACCCAGGGCGUUCUGGAUUACCUCAUGUGGCAUCACUUCGGCAGGUUCGCUGAGGAGCGCAACCAUGAUCUGGCGCAGUUGUACCGUGGCUACUUCACCCGCCACGUGAACCCGACCAACUUGUCUUUGCUGAUGGACUCGUAUGUGCGCCGCACUGAUCUCAGCAUCUCCCGCGAGGGUCACACCAUUCGUGCCCCUGUGCUCAACAUCACUGGCGCUCUGUCUCCGCAUGUGGAUGAUACUGUCACUUUCAAUGGGCGCCUCCAGCCUGCUAACUCAACUUGGAUGAAGAUCUCUGAUUCUGGCAUGGUGCUUGAGGAGCAACCGGCCAAGAUUUCUGAAGCUUUCCGCCUCUUCCUGCAAGGCGAGGGGUACGUGGCGCCACUGUCUCCCACGAAGAUCGUUGCGUUCCGCCGACUGUCGGAGGACGCAGGCCGGCGCCGUUGCCGCCACUCGCCCGUCAUCCGCAUCACCGAGAACCCUAUCUCGGAGGCAGUGGUCUGCUAAAUGCCAUCAUCAACUAAACCCCCCUUUCCACACGCUCCCCCCUCGGCUGUCGCGCCCCGAUGUGCGAUCGUGGAACUUUAUCAUCGAUGUCUAUCAUAUAUUCCCCGCUAAUUUAGAAUCGCGCAAUUCGCGCUGUAAAACCCUCGUAGGCUACCGCUACUACAUAAACUUCCACGUACGCUCAUCAAUUGAAUGGUGUCUGAUAUCGAAUGUUUUAUACGCAUUCGGUUACAGACGUAGUGUACAUAUCGAGGCAAAAGCCUUCUAGAAUGAAUGUGUUAUCAUCAAAGAUGUAAGGGUAGACGCGCGACGGACGACCCCCAGCUUCACUUCGUAAAAGGGAGUCCCUAUAUUUAUGUAAUGUCAAUGUAAAACUAUAAGAAAAUUUUAUUAGAUACACACCAAAUUAUAACAUUACACGUUACAAUGCAUUUAUUAUUCAUUAUUCUGAUAGGUUUACAUGUUUUAUUAUUUACGUAAAACGAAGGUAUAAAUGGGAAUUUCAGAGGCUAUUUUAUAAGCACUGUCUAAGUAGUGACUGCUUUAAGGUGCGAAAUAUACUUAGAUGGGAACGCAAUCUUUAGGAUACGCUAUCGAUAUUAGUACUAAAAUCUUUUGGAAAUAUCUGACUUUAAUGUAGCACGAAGUUAAUAGUAAUAAAAUGAGAAUGUAACACGGAGAGCUGGAUUAUCUAAAGCCUGUUACAGACGCCUUCUGACAGUUUUAACUGAAGAGUCGAACUGUUCAGUUGACACUAAGAACUGAACGUAUGUAGCUGGCUUAAGUCGCAGGGUGCUAUGCUAAGACCAAGUAUUUGAGAUGAAAUAACGAUUGUUUUAAAAACUAAUUGCUAUUUUUCAAAUGCUUUUUAAUUUAAGUUACGUAUCGAAUUGCAAUUUUUUUAAGUAUGAUGAAUUUUUGUACAAGCGUAAAAUUCUUGCCUAUGUUACUUUGUUCCUGUUUAUUGUAAAAGUAAUUCAUGAAUCAAAUAGAACAAAUAAACGAUAACAACGCCUUAGUUUUUACUAUUUUUUAAUUAUGGGUCAACAUUAUACUCAAUAUUGAAUCAAAGUUUUUGAUAUAUUUUUUAUAUUUAUUUAAUUUUUAUUGUAAACAGUACAGUUUUUGAUGGAUUUUAUUUUUUCUUUGUCAAAUGUUUGUAUAUGUCACGCUAUUUGUAUGGAGUGGACAGAACACGUUGAGGGAAUUUCGUUCUUAGUGAAAAAGUAUUAGAUUGUAGUGAUAAUGAUAGAUUUUAAAGAUAUUUGUUUGACGUAUUAACUAUUCAUAGUAACACUUCCGAUGUAAGCUGACGUCAAGCAUUUAACUUACCGCAUACUAUCGCUUCGUAGAAGUACAAUUUAAAAUUUUACGUAGUAAUUUCGUAGAAUCUGAAAACCCAUCAAAGCUAAAAUGUUUAAUUUGAAAGUAUUGCGAUUAUUUGUGUGAUUUUAUUAUGAGUAUUAAAUGGUGGUUUUCUAAUA
Papilio polytes (common Mormon) is the source of this 3286-nucleotide messenger RNA. It is a transcript of the gene MESK2, whose product is annotated as protein NDRG3. The coding region runs from base 498 to 1802 and encodes 434 amino acids. The record is from RefSeq and is a predicted model, not a curated record. Lineage: Eukaryota; Metazoa; Arthropoda; Insecta; Lepidoptera; Papilionidae. Gene Ontology annotation, cellular component: cytoplasm. Gene Ontology annotation, biological process: signal transduction. The transcript has 10 exons.